Molecule: messenger RNA, 1179 nt
Organism: Ostrinia nubilalis (European corn borer)
Lineage: Eukaryota; Metazoa; Arthropoda; Insecta; Lepidoptera; Crambidae
Product: zinc transporter 7-like
Exons: 2
Coding region: 144-653 (169 amino acids)
Source: RefSeq, a predicted model, not a curated record
CACUCACACUGCAGUGCCGCCACAACCUGCCGCGACGCCGCGUGUCGCUUCCAUUCCGCUCGAUCACAUCCGACGCGUGUGUCGUUGACGUUACGAUGUGCCCGGUCAGUUGUCGGUGAUAGUUUUGUGCGAACGAUACCACCAUGCCGUACGUUAUGGUGAUGGGCAGCCUCAGCGCGCCGCACUUGUCGAAGGAUGAAGGCGCCACCGUGUACGGACUCAAAAGCGAGGAGCGGGCGGCUUUAGUGCGGGAGCUAAACUCGGCCUUUGGGAUGGCGAUAGCAACAUCAUCAGACAUGGAAAGAACUGUCAAAGUGACUCAGAAAGGUCUAACUUUGGUGGUGGUGAAUCGGCUUCACGGUUUAUUGGGGUACGACGUAGUGUCGCAUGCCAUGGCGAUGACGAACGCUAACAGAGAGCUGGUUUCCUUCACCUUGUACAAGAAGACUAGCACUGGGUCUCAUGGGCACGGACAAAGCCAUAGCCACGGACAGAGCCAUAGCCACGGACAGAGCCAUAGCCACGGACAGAGCCAUAGCCACGGUCAGAGUCACAGCCACGGCCCGAGCCACGGCCAUGGACAGAGUCAUAGCCAUGGCCACGGACACAGCGAGCGCAAGAGUCACACUCACGGCAGCGUGGUCACGCUUUGAUGACGCGCGACGGCUGAGCAGCAUUACCAUUCACGAAACAUAUUAAAGGCCCUAACAUUGAACAAACGAUGUGGCAUGUUCGUGAGAAAACGAAAACAACACAGAUUAGACAGAGUAUGUUGGUAACGAUGUGGAGCAUUCAAGAUAGCUAUAAUAAUGAUGAUAAUCUAACAAUCCUGCCGGCAGCUUAUCGAUAGUUUUAUAAAAUGUCUACUUAUUGAAGAUGCUCUAUUUUAUCAUUAUAAUGAUGUAUUUCUAUGCAUUGAUAGUUUAAAUUAAUCUAAUAAAAUUAAUGUAAUUAAAACACCAUGUUAUAAUUAUUAUAAACGAAUUAUAUUACUAUGCUUACACAUAAAAUGAAAAUUUGAAACAAUAUAAAAAGCUAUAUCAGUCUUAGCAAUAGAUAAAAUUAUUGUUUACCUCAUAGUUGGUGCAAUAAAUAUAAAAGUAUAAAAUCGUCUACUGUCUUCCGGGACUAGAUAUUAUAUGUAUUGUGUGUGGAUAAUAAAAACAUACAAUUACGUUA